Messenger RNA from Styela clava, 5913 nucleotides. RefSeq lists its product as uncharacterized. NCBI's taxonomy places the organism in Eukaryota, Metazoa, Chordata, Ascidiacea, Stolidobranchia, Styelidae. The record is from RefSeq and is a predicted model, not a curated record.
GUUGUUGAAGUAGAUAUUUGUAAAUAAAUUCACCGCAUGCAUUUUUGUAAUACGCCUAAGAAAAUGCCUCAUGGAAAUGAAGGAGAUCAUGCUGCAAGUAACAAGCUACAAGUCAAAAAAAUCUUCGUAGGUAGCAAUAGUAUACAGAUACCGCCACUGAAAACGACUGGUCGAGCACAACAGGAAUAUUUAGAUAUAAGUCUUGACGAUGAACCUUCUCCUUCACCAUGCAGCUCAACGACAUUAUCAUUUUUCUCCACAACUAGUGAUGAAUUUUUUGUUGCAACACCAGAACCUACCAUUAUCUCACUUCAACCUCAACGAGAAAGUGUGCGUCAUCCGGUACGAAAGGUGUACCAUCACCCACCCGUAAGGAUGAAAAUUUGCAAACCCACGGAACAAGAUUUUGUGGGUUCCUCGACUCUUAUCGUUACUGACUCCCAGGCGGACUCGAACAAACACAUUUCUACAUUAGGGUCUGUAGUAAUCGGAUAUCAUGACAAACCAGGCAAUGCUGAUUUUGUAUCACAUGACGAAUUUUCGAAAAGCAAUGUGAAUGAUGACGUAAGGAUAUCAUCACUCACAGGUCCCAAACUGAAAGCAGACCAGUCUGGUAAGCAGCAACAAUUUGAGCUAAAUUCAAGUGACCCGACUAAUGUGAUGGAAAACAGGAAUUCCAACCAUGCAGUGAAAGUUCAACCGACUGUAGUCAUGCGCAGAUCAAAUCUGAAAAAACGUGGUCCAUCUUCCAGGCUUAUCAUGCGCCACAUACCUAAUGAAAGUGAUUUCGUUUCUCCCGCUGAGCAACGCAGUCGACCCCCACCACCGGAUUUUGUCAACUCAGAUUUUGACAAGGUUAAAAACAAACCGAUUUCGUCACGCCAACCAGAUCUUGACGUCAUGUUGUCUGGAGCGGUUAGGUCAUCUACUUUCAAGAAAUCAGACUUUAUUCCUGCUGCUGCUAUUCCAAAAGAUGCUUUGAACAGAGCUAAGAGCAAGUCGUUAUCAGAUCUUAGUAAGCGAGAAAACAAAAUGAAAAGAUUUUGGGAUCGUAAAAAGGUGGUUCAAAUGAAUACAGAAGAUAAGGAAAGAUGCUCGCAUACAGAGAUAACACCGUCAUCAAUGAUGACCCUCGCCAUGGAACUUCUUGUGUCUAAAGAUAACAAAGCGGGCAAAAUGUUCAGUGAAGCAAGGAGGAGAGCUGACGCUGCAAGUGGUGAAAGUGACUCUAUAUUGCCCCAAUUAUGGGUUAUACCGAAAUCUAAUCAAAAAGAAGCAAUUGAAAAAACAGCAUCUCACCUGCAACCAGUUUUAAAAUCUCCUUCACCAACGCCUGAUUUUGACAUUAAAACUUCCUUUGCUAAUAAACCUACUGCUCUAAAUCCAGAACACUACGUAAAAUAUGAUCAGCAACGUACUAUUGAAUCGAAUUAUACUCACGUGCCUUCACAUAUAGCUUCGCAGCAUAAAACAGUUAAAAAGGGUUAUAAUGACUCACAAUCAAUCCGCGAGAGAACACGAAGUGCGGAAUGUUAUCCACGGCAGAGAAUACCAAGUGAAGAUGUAAAAAAAGAUCUUAUGACGUUAACUGUUGCUGACUUAGUUGGAUCUCCGGACACAGUGUAUACCGAUACUGAAUCUGAAUUUGAUGACAAAGAUUGUCAAGUAUUACACUCGCCACAGAAAAAGUCGAGCACUGCAAGAUUUUCAAAUGAAGAACAAAAAAGAGUGAAUAAAAACACGAUUGUUAGAGAACCAAUCUUCGAAGAAAAUAUUCUAAGUUCAAAUGACACGCCUUCAGCGACACAGUGCUCACAUUCGUUUCCACCCGAAUUGUCUUUGAAUGCACCGCCAUUAGCUGGGAAGGCGAAGUCGCAACAAUUAUAUAGAGGAGUUGAAAAAGUAUUGGAAACUCCUCCAAACCAAUAUAUGUCUUCAGCUAUUAGUCAACAGGACAACAAAAAGGCCCAACGUGAUAGUUCAGACAUCGUACUGCCUAGAACAAUGACUUUUAAUCAAGCGAACAAUAACAACAAUGGUAUACUUUCGGUACAAGCUGAUUAUUUCAGCAACAAGGUUAUGAAAUUGGAUAAUGUUGGAAAUGUUGCAUUCAAUGAGAAAGACAAAGGUUGCACUUCAAAUAAACCAUUGAAGAUAAGCGAAAAUGAUGAAGUUAUUACUCCAUCGUCACUAAAACACGUUGUUUCUAAAGACGACGAAACAAUCGAUGACGAAAAUGCAGAGAUUCGUCAACCUCGUUCUUCAAGAUCGUCUUCUAUAUCCAAUUCAUCGUCUUUGACCACCGUGUCAUCACUUGCAUUGUCAUCAUCGAGUUCACUAGGAAACGCCGAACCGGAUUUAAAAGAUUCCACUCAGUGUAAACGUGAACCAAUUGUUUCCUUCGCUGAUUAUGAUAUUGAAACCAACAAGGCAGACAACUGCGAUAAAUUUCAUACACAUAUGACACAAAACGGGCAAUCCGUAAUGCAAUCAAAAACCAGCAAACAAUUAAGUAAAGAGAAUGAAAAUCCAAAUUGCGAAUUUAUUCAAGAAGUAUCAACUACUGCCUCACCAGCGCAAAUGGGCGCAGUUCCUAUGCCCCCUCCGCGAAGUAAUAGUCAUGUUGCAAUGGUCAAGUUACGAAGAAAAAAAUUUAUGGAGGAAGCCAAAACACAACAAGUAAGGAGCGAUUUGCCUGAUUCUCAAAUGCGCAAAAAUGAGCAACAUGUACUUUCAAAAUCAUCAAAAUUGAGUAAAACAACUGAUACAUGCACAGAAGAAAAUUGGCUGUUUCCUGGCAUACAAAACAGCAGAGUUGGAAGUAGACCGGUGGAAGAACGGAAAUUGAGAUUACCGUUAGUAGAUACAAAUACAAAUAGUUUUGAACCCCAGACUAGCAAAGAUUGUGGCGUGUCGAACAAACAAAAUGUAGUACGUCAGCAAUCAUCUCUAUUAACAUCGGGCGACAGUAGCUCAGUGUGUUGUGAUGUUGACGAAAAGCCACAUUGCUCAUACCAGGUCGAUACCCUUGGGAAAGCUGGCACGCGUGCAUCACUCUUGAGUGAAAUCAUUCCUAAUGGUUAUUGCGUUAAAGCCAAAGAUAAGAGCAAGAAACAUAGCGACGAUGAUGAGAAACAGAUUCCAAUACACCAGUGUUAUCGACAGUUGGAUAGCUGUUUAGCGUUGGAUAAAACAGCGUAUGCAGGGUGUGGUAAAAACGAAGAUAUCGACGACAUGACAGAAAGAACGUUUCGUAAUGGUGAAAUAAGUGUCGUGGAUGGCUUCAAAGUAUUUCUUGCUCAUCCACAUAAAUUACGGGAAGAUUUUCAAGCAAGAAAUAAUGAGCCUACAAAUUCGAAUUGGUUUAUAUCCGACUUUGUGACGUCUAGUAAAAAUCACGAUUUAAAUAGCAAAUUAGAUUUAGAGCCAACGGAGGCAGUGGAAGAAAAUAUUGUGCUACCCACUGCGGCAGCAACACUAUCGAGUCAGCAAGAGAUUGCCCCCGUCAAUUCUACGAGUUUAGAACAAUCAAUAACUAAUAUAGACACAGAAUUCUUACGCCAAUCGGAUCCAGAUUCAACGAUCUCAACCAAAAAUACGAUAACGGAAAGUUUACCUCCAGGAAUAGUACGAUCUACUGACACAGAUUUCUGUUUUCCAGUCUACGAAAGUGUACCCCCAUCUGAGUCGACACAAAACAAAAAUAAGAUGUCGUUGUCAUAUAAUGCUUGCCCCAAACCAUAUUCUAGAAGCACGUCGCAUCAUAUCUACAAGCCAGUGAAAAGCAGUAAUUUAACGUCACAACGUACGAUAUCACUGCAUGACAUAAAUCGAUCAGAAUCCCCUGCACAAUAUGGAAAUAUUCAGACAUGUUUUACUAGAUCACAGCCCCAGAUUGCAGCUGAAGAAACAACUUCACAACCAUCUGUGAAAAAGUUGGAAGAAGAAAGUAUAAAUAAUGAACAUCCAGACUUCGUGGAAUCGGAUGGAAGUCAUACAAAUAGUCGUAGCCCGUCUCACCAAUAUACGAUCCCAAGUACGAAGAAUUCAGCAAUAAAAUUACUCACGGGAGGAAUGAAUGUUUACUCCAGUUGCGUAAAAAUUACACUGAAUCCGAAUGAAUCAGAAGAAAAUGUCAGAGAAGAUGAAGCGGAGGAAGUUAAUGCUCCACCCAGUGUGCUCAUCGGUGCGUCAAGAAAAGGAAAUAUUGAAGAUGAAAAGGCUCAAAAUGUGCAUAAUCCUACUAGACGAAAGAGUUUUCCAAUGAAGAAUGAAAGAGUACGAAACGAAAAGAAUGUUAGAGAAGUUAUAGCUCCAGAAAUGAAGGAUAAGCUAACGGAUAAGCCAGCUAUUCCUCCUAAGCCAUCGUUACCUGUGCAUUCCGCAGUUGACGAAGGAGAUGAUUUUGCAGGUGUUGUGGAUGGACCGACUAAAAAUGUAAAAGAGAUUCGUGCCAUGUUCAAAGGCCCAGACUACGCUAAUUACGCAAAACCUAGACUACCGUUGAAAAAGACGGCGAUAACACACUCGGUGGCUGAGCCAGGCGACCCAGGAGAAGAUAAUUCGAAAUCACCCCAGACAAGAAGCAAAAGUCCCAAUGGAGAACAAACACAGGUGGCGCAACAGAUUCUGGGAUUAUUCAAAGGUGCUCUGACGUUGGAGAGUGACGUAACAGAUGGACAACCAGAGACAGAACAAGAACAUACAACGCCAACACAAAACGGACAUACCCAUACUGAUGAACCUCAAAUAUCACUCAAGGACAAAGUGGCUUCAUUUAAUGUCGGAAAGUCACCAGUCAAAGAAAUAGAGGACAACAACAACAAUGACGUUAAAGAUGACGUCAUCAAACAAAAUCCAGAACAAAAAUCUGCCGAAAGUUCUCAGAAAAGUCCAGAAAUAAUCACCAACUCGGCUCCUAUAACAAAUGGACACAAAAAGACUGGAGUAACUCAAGAAAAAGUAAAUGCAGAAUCUUAUGACGAAUCGCUUGAUCAGUUUUAUGACGUGCUUGAAGAACUGACUUCCAGUUAGUUCUUUGUCUAUUUAUUGUCGUGUCAUGUUUGAUUAGGUGAGAGUCUCAAUCACUGACUCAUGCCUGAUCAAGUUUGACCCGACACUGAUUUACGAAAAAAUUUGCGCUAAUUUCUUCCUGAAAAGAUGUAAAUUGUUUUGUUGUUUUCCGCGACAAAAAUAAAUCAAACUAAGAAAUCGGCUUGAACUGCCAUAGUUCAGACACAAUCGAAUUUCUCACUAUCGGUCGUGGCGGAAUGUAAAGUGAUUUUAGCAAAAGUGAGCUGAUUUUCGUAACAAAAUAGUUUGGGAAAAAAAACGUUAUAUUGGCAUUACAUUAUAUUGCGAAGUGUUUAAAUAUUUCUGUUAUAUUAAAGCUUUUGUCAAUGAGAUUCAAUUUUGAAAAUGCCUCAAAUAUGGAUUCUAUGUUAUUUCUUAUUGAAAUCGAAGAAUAGUGAUAUAGUCAAGAGAUGGUCGUAUUCGGUUGUGUGGUGCCAUUGUUUAUUACUAGUUUACAUUAACUACAGUGAAUUUAUUAUUGGCAAGAUGGGUUGCAUUUGAUUCAAAUUUUGCAAAUCGUUUAAACGUAAAUUAAAAAAGUUUGGGCUACAAGAGAAUAUUUAGUUUGCUAUUUAUAACACCAUUUUAUUAUCAUAUUUUCUGCACUGAGCUGGCUUUUUUCGUUUUUUUGUCUUAUUCUGCUUUCAUUUUGUAAAUAUUUCAAAUAUAUAUCAAUCGAAUGGACGAAGUUGUUUUCUGUUGAUAUAUUAUUGCAACCGCACAUUCUUGUCUUCUUAUAAACAUUUAGUUUUAUGUCCUGGAGGAAACAUUUCUAAAUAAUAUCAUCGAAUAAAGAAAAAAGUAACGUAGAAACAAAUAAAGUGAAUUGUAAAGCAGUAA